UGCCUGGCGGCGCCCAUGUCGCUGCUGAAGCCGCCCAAUCCCAUGGCCGCCCAUCCGCUGCAGCCGCCCCUGCCGCGUCACCCCUUCCUGGGCUGCGAGCCCCUGGCGGAGGCGGAGGCGGAUAUGGACUCCGAUUCGGAGCAGGAGCGCCCCCAUCUGGACGACGAGGAUGCCGCCAUCGAUGUGGAGGCGGAUGAGGAGCAGGAAUCCCAGGGUUCGCCAGGAAUCCCAUCGAAGGGCAGCCUUUGCCUGGACAGCAAGGAGCAUCUCGGCCAGCACAAGGAGGCAGCUGCUCCUGCCGCGGACAAGUCCGCCAACCAAAAGGCCUACUGAGCCCACAUCCAACCAAGUGGCUGCACGGGGCGGGAAAGCCUUCUAAGGGAAAAAUAUUUAAAAGUUCUAGAGAUUGUAUAUCUUUAAAAAUAUUCAAAAAGGAAUCUUUAAUACUUGAGAAUUAUAAGAAAGAUAUUUCAACUGUUCCAAAGUUCCAUUUCAAGAACUCCAGAUGGUUUAUUUCCACCCCGUGCAAGACCGCAUCAAUUGGUUUCAAAGUUUUUAUGAUAGUUUGUUCCUAAAAAUCCCCUGUAAAUACCGAACAACUCAAGCUCCUUGUAAAUUUAAAUGUCUAUUGCUCAAUAAGUUUAGGCUUUAAAAGAAUCCCCACACCAUGUACAUAUAUACCGAUCACAAGUGGAUAGUGUGGGGCGCUUGAUUUCUAGUAUCGUUUUUGUUUUUGGCUUUUGAAUCUUUAAAUUGCUGGUCAAGUUUAGGUUAAGUUCGAUAUGCUAAGCCGGGAUCCCUUUGGGCCAGGGCAAUCAAUGUUAGUAUAGUGCUAUUCGUAAGAUGUGUGUCAAGCAAUUACCAAAUAAUUAGUUAAAUUAUUUAUACUUUUAAUCGAAUGUUAACAUAAUCCAAACUUCAACCGAAACCAAACCAAACUCAUAAGCGUACACACACAUUCACAGACAUGAA
Drosophila subpulchrella is the source of this 972-nucleotide messenger RNA. RefSeq lists its product as uncharacterized. The coding region runs from base 16 to 333 and encodes 105 amino acids. Lineage: Eukaryota; Metazoa; Arthropoda; Insecta; Diptera; Drosophilidae. The transcript has a single exon. The record is from RefSeq and is a predicted model, not a curated record.